This is a messenger RNA of Beta vulgaris subsp. vulgaris (sugar beet), 1907 nucleotides long. RefSeq lists its product as hypothetical. Gene Ontology annotation, biological process: proteasome assembly. The transcript has 17 exons. The record is from RefSeq and is a predicted model, not a curated record. Bases 100 to 1674 code for a protein of 524 amino acids. Lineage: Eukaryota; Viridiplantae; Streptophyta; Magnoliopsida; Caryophyllales; Amaranthaceae. Gene Ontology annotation, cellular component: cytosol.
AAAAAGCAAAAUAGAACGCUUUCUUGCAGAGUAUCCUAACGUUCAGAAAUUCUUAACACUUGAAAAACCUCUCUUUCUUUCUUGUUCAUAGUAUCAACAAUGGCAGAAUAUGCGGCAGCAGACACAGACCAAUUACUCCAAGCAGCUACUGAUUUCUCAUUCUAUCCUGGUGAAUAUAAUGAUGCUUCAGUCAAGGAGUUUCUUGAUCGAUUUCCGCUUCCAGUAAUCAUUAAUGCCUUGCAGACCAAAGCUGAGGUGCCUGGAUUGGAAAAUGCCUUGGUUACUUGCCUAGAAAGAAUAUUUAAAUCAAGAUAUGGUUGUUCUCUCAUCCCACAGUAUAUGCCUUUCUUGCAAGUUGGUCUACAAGCAAAUUCAGAUGCAGUCAGAUGUCUGGCUUGUAAGAUAGUCUCUUUCCUUUUUGAGAAUUCGAAUGACAAAGCUGUGCUCCCAUCUCAGUUAAUAAUUACGUAUGACAUAUAUCCAUUGCUACUUCAUUGCCUUAUUAAUGGUGAUGAACGUGUUGCAAAUGCUUCAAUGGACGCAAUUAAGAAUUUCGCUAGCUCUCCAGAAGGAAUUGCCACUAUAUUUCCAGCUGAGAGCAGUGAAGCAACAGACCUUAGGCAUCUGGCUGCAAAAUAUCCUUCAAUGGGACGUGUUCGGAUUCUAGCAUUAAUAGUGAAGCUGUUCUCGGUCUCCCACGCUGUUGCAGCAGCGAUCUCCAGCUCUAAUUUGCUUGGUUUACUAGAAGCUGAAGUGAGGAAGACAGAUGACACGCUUGCAACACUUAAUAUUCUGGAGCUCCUGUUUGAGAUGGCAGAAACUGAAUACGCAACAGAAUUCUUGCCAAAAACAAGUCUUUUUCAACUCCUGGCGAGUAUUAUAAGCAACUCUUCUUUGAAGCCGAUAAUAAGAUCAAGAGCAAUGAUGAUAAGUGGAAGAAUACUUUCCAGGGAAAACAUUUUUAUGUUCGUCGAUGAAACCAGUGUACUUGCAAUUUUGUCGGAAAUUGGAGGAAGGCUUGGGUCACCUGAAACUAUAGACGACAAUGAGUGUGAAUCAGCAAUUGAGGUAGUUGGUGAAAUAGGUUCAUCAACAUCUGGAGCCGAGUUGUUAAUCUCAAAAUCACUGGAACUUGUAAGAUUUUUGAGCAAUACCGCUUUUGACAGGCAAAGACAUGGUAAACAGCUGGCUGCACUCCAUGCUCUUGGAAACAUUGCUGGAGCUAAUCGAUCCGAAAAAAGCAUAUUGCUAAAAAGGGAAGCUGAAGAAAUUCUUCAACGGUUGAUCUAUGAAAUUGCGUCCAAGACUUCGAAACUGACACCAUCAGGGUUGUUCUUGUCAGUUCUCCAGCAAGAUUCAGAAAAUCGCAUGGCAGGCUAUAGGUUGAUAUCUAGGUUGGUGGCUCGGCCAUGGUGCUUGAUGGAAGUCUGCUCAAGACAAGAGAUUAUAAGUAUGGUUACUCAUGCUUAUACGGAAACCACUAAAAUAGGCAUGGAAGCUAGAUAUAAUUGUUGUUUCUCGAUUCACAAGGCUUUGGCAAUAACAAACCCCAAGAGUGAUUCUGCUCUUGCUGGAGUAUUGGAGAAGUUGCAGGAAGCUGUUAAACGGGGGCCCUUUCUUGCAGAAAGGAAUCGUGAUGCACAGCCAACUAUUACGACUGACCAAAGGUUUUAGAUCUUCUGUUGCUUCUUGCUAAAAGUGCUUCAUAUAAACUUUGUAAGGAGAGGUUUUGUAAUAAAAUGCAUUUACUUUUGUACAAACUAGUGGAAUUUGGUCUCCUUUCAAAAAAAAAUUGGUAUGUGCUGCUAGUUGCUCUGUUGUGGAGAACCUAUAUGACAUUUUGUAUCUUUCAGGCGUUAAAACACACAGAAUGAGACCUUUACUUUUAUUGGAUUUACUUUGGUUUA